Messenger RNA from Electrophorus electricus (electric eel), 1707 nucleotides. RefSeq lists its product as uncharacterized. NCBI's taxonomy places the organism in Eukaryota, Metazoa, Chordata, Actinopteri, Gymnotiformes, Gymnotidae. The record is from RefSeq and is a predicted model, not a curated record.
CGUAUAGAAAUGAAGCGUCCUGCGCCUGAGCAUCCUUUCUUGUUUAUCAUAUGGUAGCUAUUUACUAAAUUGUGUGUGUACCGCACAUUUAGACAGUAGACUGUGAAUUGAUUGCAGCUUUGGGGUGGUUCUGAGCUAAGUAAGCCUCUCUGCAGUUACUCCACAUCUGCAUUGCUCAGCUGCGGCAUGCAUGAUUGUUUUAGUUAAAUGCGUAUCUCUCUCCCACAACCAUCCCAGCAAUUUUUUUUUUCUGCUCAAUUGGCACCUAGCGGGCCGCUUUUCCCGUUUGUCAGUGCGAGCACCUGCAUCCGGAGACAGCGGCUCGCCCUCCGUCGAUACUUCUUUAUUCCCAGCGCUCCCAUUAGCGCGAUGAGUCUAAACGACUCCUUCGAUGACAGCGAAAUGAUACGGUGGGGCGAGCUAUCUGCGCGGGAGGAGAGGAAAUCACAGACCUCAGUCCUCGCCUGCCACCCGCGCAGCGCACUGCGCUCACAGCAGAGAACGCCUUUAGUUGCUGGGAAGACAAGUUCUGCAAGACAAGUUCCAUUUUCUAGAGCUGUCAAUCAGCCGGUCGGCAAGAUCGUCUGUCGCCAUGUGGGCGUGCCUGAUCUUGACCAGCACUUCAGCGACAUUACCGAGACCUUCAACGAGCAGCACGAACACUACGAGUGCAUGAAGGAAAAUCUAAGUACCCUGAGGUACCGCUACCGCUGUCCCCCGGACAGCAGCCUGUCCGAGUGCCUGAAGAAGAUCAUGGAGGAGCACGACAUGCACCACAUCAAGAUACAAAUAAAGGGCUGUUACUUCUCCUUGGAUGUGAUGCCGGUGGAAAACAUGCCCGACAAGCUGAAGCUGACACAGGAUGGCAUCACGGAGCUAUCCCGGGCCACCACGGCCGUCGAGUCAUCUUGCACCAAGCUCCAGCGGAUGAUCGAGUUUUACCUGAAGGACGAAGAGUGCCUGACCACACGGGUGAGGGAGGCAGCCCCAACACACCAGGAGCAGCAACGGCUGGAAGGCAACCUCCAGGCCAACUUGCGGGAGGCUCGCAGGGCUAAAGAGUUUAGCACUCGCUACAGGGAAGAGGCUCGGAAACUUUUAACCGAGGCAGCCCAGCUGUCUGGCGUCACUCUGUAAACUCUCGUGACUGCGCAGUACUGGAGACAGUAAGGGACGUUCUUGAGGUGGGGUGAGGGAUCACGCCAUGCAAGACUGCUUCUCUUUAAUAUAGGAGUUUAACAGCGGUGUACUGUAGAGACUGGCUGUGCUGUGCAACUUUUAAAACUUAAAUUAAAAAUCUGAAUGCGUAUGUAUGCAGACAGUUAUUUGAAUCUGUGCUGUGUUGUAAGGAGUAAUAUGCACAUGGGGAACAGAAAAGCAGGUUUUAUUCUGUCUUUUAAAAGCAAUGAUUAUCUCAAGUCUCAAAAGACUGGGAACUACUUGUGCUUGUACUUGAGUCUAUUAGUGAAAACACACAUCUGUUAAAAUAGGAGUUAAUUUAACACUACUGAUUAUUUUUUUAUUUGAUAUUUCUGGAUACGCCUGGUGAUGCCUUAGACAAUGGAGAAAUAAAAUGAUAUCUAGGAAACUCAUCUGAAUUGGCGGGGGUUGUAGAUGUAGGAGCAUGAGCUAUGUUAAUUUAGGAUGAUCUGCUGUGCUCUGUUUCACAGCCUCCAUCUCUCUGAUAAAUGUUCAUAUGUCACUAAA